AUGUCACGUGGGGACUCUGGAUAUUAUUGCUCUGUAAAUAGUCCCAAAUCAGAAACUGAUGACAAAGAUAGCUACGAUGAUUUAGAUGAUACCAGCAAGGAUAACGAAGCCUAUAUGAUCAUGCGAAGUUCAAUGCCAUAUAUGCCUAAUGAUCAAAAAAAUGAUGCGGUUGGUAAUAAUCGACAUACAUUUCACACGAUACCAACUUAUAGUACUAUGGGAAAUGAUCCUGUACCGCCUUUACCAACAACAAAUCAUCCACUCUUUCCUUCAUUGCAACAAUCACCUUCAUGCGAUAUUAAUCAAUCAGAAAUGUACGAUCAACAAAGAUUACAAAAUAAUUCACCGGUACUUAAUAUUCCAAAGUCUGAUUCAAUUGAUUCAAUUAAAGAUGAAGAACAAUUUGUUAAAGCUGUUCGAAAAAAAGCUUCUUUACAAUCUUUACAAAACAAUAAUCAUCAUACAUCGGCAUCUUCUAUGUCAAGAGCGAAAUUAUUACGUAAUAGACAAAUGACACUUAUUGGUAUUCCAUUACCAGAACCUUCACCUUCUUUAUUAUCUCCAGGAACUAUCAGUAUUCAUAAUUUAGUUGAUAGUUAUUGUGAUGAGGAUGAAGAACCAGGUCCAACUCCUGAAGAGAUUGCAGCGAGAAAUCGUAAACGAGAAGCCGCUGUUUCAGAAAUUCUUACUACAGAAAGAAAAUAUGUCGAUGGUUUAGAAAAACUUGUUAAUAUUUUCUUAUUGCCUUUACGAGAAAUUUGUCAAAGAACAAGUCAAAAAAAUGGAUUAUUAUCUAUUAAACCUAUUGCUAGUUUGGAAGAUGUUACUGCGUUGUUUGGUAAUAUUGAGCAAUUAUUAAUUUUACACAAGUCAUUGCUUAAAUCUCUGGAAGAUAGAUAUCGAACAUGGAGUCCUUCUGAAAAAAUUAGUGAUAUAUUUUUAAAAAUUGCUCCAUUUUUAAAGAUGUACAUAAUUUAUCUGAAAAGUUUUCCACGAGCAAUAGCAACCAUGGAACGACUUAAUAAAAGCAGUAAAGAAUUCAAGAAAUUUUUACUGUCAUGUCAGUCAAAGCAAGAAUUAGGAGGAUUACCAUUUAAUUCAUUUUUGAGUUUGCCAAUUCAACGAAUUCCACGAUACAAAUUAUUAUUAGAAGCUUUACUAAAGCACACAGAUGAAUCACAUCCAGAUUUUAUAGACCUCCAAAAAUGCGUUCGACAAAUUAAUAUAAUAGCAGAUGAAGUUAAUGAAAAAAUGAGAGAUGCCGAAAAUCAACAAAAAGUAUUAGAGAUCCAAGUUAAAGUAGAGAAUAUACCAGACAUAAUAAACCCUGCGCGACGAUUCAUACAUAGUGGCGAACUUUACAAAGUUAAACCUCUGUUCAAAUCAACAAAGCCUUAUUUUGCAUCUACCCAAGAAACGCGAAUGCAUUUUUUAUUUAAUGAUCUGUUAUUAUUUUGUUCGAAUCCUCAAGGAGGAAAACUUGUGUAUAAAGGUCAAUUGGAUUUAAAUAAUUGUUCGCUUAUAGAUAUUGAAGAUGACGCGUCAGAUAUGCCAUUUUGUUUUCAAUUACUUACAAAAACGGCAAGAGGUGACUUAAGACACACCGUUCGUACAAAUACUAUCGAUGAAAAAAUUGAAUGGAUGGAAAAAAUUGACUAUGCGAUAUCGGCAUUGCAAAAUGGAAUAAGGAUAUCUUAUAAUGUUAAUGGAAAACGUCUUAUUCCAAUUC
Messenger RNA from Dentiscutata heterogama, 1729 nucleotides. The record is from the annotation of a GenBank genome assembly. Lineage: Eukaryota; Fungi; Glomeromycota; Glomeromycetes; Diversisporales; Gigasporaceae.